AUGACCACGUCUGUCCCUGCUUCCACCCUGGCAGAUGACCUGGACGCGUUGCCCAAAGCUGCAACUGUCAUUCUCCUUUCUGGAAAGAAUUCACAGACAGGAAAGAAGGAGCAAGAUCCACCAUUCCUGUUCCAACUCAGUGACCUUCAAGAUGCGUUCCGUGGAAACGCCCCCCAACCAGGCUGUGAGCUGAAUAGAGGUGAGCUGGUUUUUGGGCAAAGAGGGAAUGGGGCUAUGUUAGUGUUACAGCAGGAUUCAAAGAAGGCAAUUGUUUCUCACAAUGUCUCUGGACAACAUGAACCAAUGUAUGCUGCUACCGCCUGGAGGGGAGACUGGCAGGUUGAGGUCAAGGUCAAGGAUAUUGUGCUGUGGAUUGAGCCGCCACUUGAAGACAGCGAUGAAGAGGAAGAGGAAGAGGAAGAGGAAGAGGAAGAACAAUGAAUGUGAUGUAUUAUACCCUGUUUUCAAGCCCAGGUCUUCUGACAAAAUCCUACACAGCACAAUAUCAGAGACCCAAC
Messenger RNA from Aspergillus glaucus CBS 516.65, 518 nucleotides. RefSeq lists its product as uncharacterized. The record is from RefSeq and is a predicted model, not a curated record. NCBI's taxonomy places the organism in Eukaryota, Fungi, Ascomycota, Eurotiomycetes, Eurotiales, Aspergillaceae. The transcript has 2 exons. The coding region runs from base 1 to 441 and encodes 146 amino acids.